Molecule: messenger RNA, 2485 nt
Organism: Chrysoperla carnea
Lineage: Eukaryota; Metazoa; Arthropoda; Insecta; Neuroptera; Chrysopidae
Product: cationic amino acid transporter 2-like
Exons: 13
Coding region: 16-1983 (655 amino acids)
Biological process (GO): transmembrane transport; amino acid transport
Cellular component (GO): plasma membrane
Molecular function (GO): amino acid transmembrane transporter activity
Source: RefSeq, a predicted model, not a curated record
UAAAAGUGUUACAAAAUGAAUUAUUUAAAUGAUUAUAUAGCCGAUUAUGCAAGAGUACCAUCCAAUGAAGAUUUACCAAAUACACAAAUGUUAUCGGAUAUAUUUAACACUGAAAGUGUUACCGAGAAUAUGGUACAUGUAAAAUUGAAAUUUCGUCAAUUUACAUCAGCGCUACGACGUAAAAAAGAGAUUUCAUCAACAGUGUUAUCCGAAUCAAAAUUGAUACGAUGUUUAUCAACAUUAGAUUUAACUGCUUUGGGUAUUGGCAGUACUUUGGGCGUUGGUGUUUAUGUUUUGGCUGGUGAAGUAUCAAAAACAACUGCAGGACCAGCCGUUAUUAUAUCGUUUUUAAUUGCUGCAAUUGCAUCUAUAUUUGCUGGUUUAUGUUAUGCCGAAUUUGGAGCUCGUGUACCAAAAGCUGGAUCUGCUUAUGUAUACAGUUAUGUUUGCGUUGGUGAAUUUAUUGCCUUUAUAAUUGGAUGGAAUCUACUUUUAGAAUAUAUUAUAGGUUCGGCUAGUGUCGUAAAAGGUUUAAGCACAUAUACAGAUGCCUUAAUUGGAAAACGUAUGGGAACAUAUUUAAAUGACACAAUACCUAUGAAUGUUGACUAUUUAGCUGAUUAUCCUGAUGUCUUUGCAUUUUUUGUUACAAUAUUAUUUUCAACUGCCUUAGCAUUUGGAGCCAAAGAAUCUUCAUUAUUUAAUAAUAUAUUCACACUUGUUAAUUUAUGUGUUGUCAUUUUUGUCAUCGUUGCCGGUGUUUUUAAAGCACAUCCUUCAAAUUGGACAUUAAAAAAGUCUACUAUUCCUGAUGGAUAUGGAAAAGGUGGAUUUGCACCAUACGGAAUAUCAGGUAUUGUCAAAGGAGCAGCAAAAUGUUUUUAUGGAUUCAUUGGUUUUGAUUGUGUUGCAACUGCAGGUGAAGAAGCUCAAAGCCCUCAAAGAUCAAUACCAAUAGCUGUUGUCAGUUCGUUGCUAGUGGUUUUCUUAGCAUAUUGCGGUGUUUCCACAGUUUUAACAAUGAUGUUACCCUAUUAUCUCCAGGACACAGAUGCUCCAUUACCUCAUGUAUUUGAUUCCGUUGGCUGGACAAUUCCAAAAUAUAUUGUGAGUGUUGGUGCCAUGGCUGGGUUGUGUUCCAGUUUAUUGGGUGCAUUAUAUCCAUUACCACGUAUUAUUUAUGCUAUGUCUUCCGAUGGUUUAUUAUUCCAAUUUAUGGGUAAAAUCCAUCCAAAAUUUAAUACACCUUUGUAUGGUACAUUAGCUGCAGGUGUUUUCACUGGAAUUUUAGCUGCAUUAUUGGAUUUAGAUCGAUUGGUUAGUAUGAUGUCAAUUGGUACGCUGUUAGCCUAUUCUAUGGUAGCUUCAUGUGUGCUCAUUUUAAGGUAUGAAGAAGGAAAAAGUGACAAAAAAGAUGAAGAUUCCAGAGAUCUUACAUUGAUAAAUGUAUUCAAACAAAUGUUUAAUACAAAAUUGAAAAAUCCCACUUCGUUAACUGCACGUCUUGUUAUGAUUCAAGUUGUUGCAUACGUUUUAUGGUGUAUUGGUUUUACAAGUACAAUUGUAUUUUGUGAAAAACAAUUGCAAAACCGCGAAUCAUGGGCUAUAGGAAUGUUAGUGGUAUUUGGAAUUUUACUGUGUGUUACGCUAAUGUCAAUACAAACUCAACCCACAUCAAAUGUUAAAUUAACAUUUUCUGUUCCAUUAGUUCCAUGGUUACCUGGAAUUAGUAUUUUAAUAAAUAUUUAUCUAAUGUUACAAUUAAGUCCAUUAACUUGGAUUCAAUUUACAAUUUGGAUUUUUAUAGGUUUAAUAAUAUACUUUUGCUAUGGAAUAUUUAACAGCAACGAACGUUACACAAAUAUUGCAUCAAUAUCAUCCAAAAAUUGUCUGGUUAAUAAUGAAAAAUCAAGGAAAAUUAGUUAUCAAGACAUUAAAUUAAAUGAAGCAAAUUAUGUACCAAAAAUAGCACAAUUUAGCUAAAAGAUUUUAAUUAUUUUUUUUCCACUUAACUACAGCGGUAUUUGAACUUAAAAAUUUUGUAACAAAUGUUCUGAUUUAAUUAGAACUUACAAUUUGAUGAAUCGCAAUUUUUUGAAGAGCGAAAACUUCAAAUUUCUUAUUUUUCGAGACAUUUAGAGUUUUCGGAAUUUUUCUAGAUAUAAGAAACAUUCCGUUAAUGAACGAGAAAAGAAAAUAAACUUUAAAUAAGUACUUCCAAUUGCCAAAUAAGAUUUGUGAUUUUACAAAAAAAAAACGUUUGAGUAUUAUAAUUUUGUUGGAAAUCAUUAUGUAUUGAUGAUGAUGGUUUGAGUUACUACUUAAAUUGCACCAAAAACUUAUCUAUUUAAUUUAAGAACUUAAUUUAAACUUUACAAAAACUUAAGGUGGUAUAGGCAGUAUCGAGAUUCACAGAUACGAGAUUGUUGAAAUACCAUGUAUAGUCAGUGUUGAUUUCUUUAUCACAUAACAUACAAACAUACAA